AUGGCUACAGUUCCAAUCGCCAUGAAGUCGGCAGCGGAAUCUACCGACACUCUCACAGAGCUCUUGUGGCAGGAUGCUUUGCGUCACCUCGAGUCCACGAACAAUGAGGUCCUCCUCCCCAUCAAUGUGACCGACAUGAUCGGCCAGGACAAUGUCGACAAGAUCAAAACCCGUCUUGGUGCACUCAUUGGCGCACCUGUUGUUGCCUUCGUUGACGAGUCGAUCAAAGCUCUCCGUGUUAUGCGUACCCCAGCGUUUUCCGGAACAGCUGUCUCGGUUGCAUCCCACGGUGCAGCUGUCAAGACGGACAAGGUUGACGUAUCUGGAUCCUUCAAACCUCGUGGAAAACCUGCGGGACCUAUGAAGGCGCCGAAGGUCCCGCGUCCUCCGAAUGCUUUCAUUCUGUAUCGUCAGCAUCAUCACCCCAAGAUCAAGGAAGCAUAUCCUGACUUUUCGAACAACGACAUCUCCAUCAUGCUUGGGAAGCAGUGGAAAGACGAAGAUGAAGAGGUCAAGGCCCAAUUCCGAAACCUAGCAGAAGAGCUCAAGAAGAAGCACGCCGAAGAUCAUCCGGACUAUCAUUACACCCCCCGCAAGCCUUCUGAAAGAAAGCGUCGUGCUUCAUCCCGUCAGUUCUCCAAGAACACCAAGCCCGCUGCCUUGCUCGAUACUCCGGCUUCAACGAACAUCCCGUCUGAUGUCUCCACUCCUGCCAUGCUCCAGGGCAUGCCAGUGGGCGAGAUUGAUUUCAAUGCUGCUUUCGAAGGUGUUCCAGGUAUGAAUGCCAUUAUGACUCCUAACGGCAUGCCGGAGGACCAGCAGUAUCAUUUUGAACCAAAUGCGUUCGAUCUCAUGCAUCAGAUGCAGAACGAGUACAACAAGGCUGCCCUCUACCAGCAACUCAGCCUUCCCGAGGGUCAGAUCGGAGAGAACUUUGAGUUCACUGACUUCAUCUCCGAUUGCUUCUAG
This is a messenger RNA of Aspergillus novofumigatus IBT 16806, 969 nucleotides long. Its product is annotated as HMG-box domain-containing protein. The transcript has 3 exons. Gene Ontology annotation, biological process: negative regulation of transcription by RNA polymerase II; cell differentiation; anatomical structure morphogenesis. Bases 1 to 969 code for a protein of 322 amino acids. Lineage: Eukaryota; Fungi; Ascomycota; Eurotiomycetes; Eurotiales; Aspergillaceae. The record is from RefSeq and is a predicted model, not a curated record. Gene Ontology annotation, molecular function: DNA-binding transcription factor activity, RNA polymerase II-specific; RNA polymerase II cis-regulatory region sequence-specific DNA binding.